This is a messenger RNA of Dendrobium catenatum, 1688 nucleotides long. RefSeq names its product cytochrome P450 71A1. The record is from RefSeq and is a predicted model, not a curated record. Lineage: Eukaryota; Viridiplantae; Streptophyta; Magnoliopsida; Asparagales; Orchidaceae. Gene Ontology annotation, molecular function: monooxygenase activity; iron ion binding; oxidoreductase activity, acting on paired donors, with incorporation or reduction of molecular oxygen. The transcript has 2 exons. Bases 52 to 1569 code for a protein of 505 amino acids.
ACAAAAAAAAAACAAGAGAGAAAAACGAAAGCAAGCUGCUCAAUUAAGAUCAUGAGUCCUUCUCUGGUUCUAGUUGCUUUCUUUUUGUUUGCCAUCUCCUUCCUGCUAGCAGAAAGAGGAAGAAGGAGGGCCAUCUCAAACAAGAUAGCCCUUCUACCUUCACUUCCAGGGCUUCCCUUGAUUGGUAAUAUCCAUGAACUUGGCUCUCUGCCACACCAAUCACUCCGGGAGCUGUCGAAGAAGCAUGGAUCCCUCAUGCUUCUUCAUCUAGGCUCCAUUCCAACUUUGGUAGUCUCAUCUGCGGAGCUUGCUCAAGAGUUCAUGAGAACACACGACAUGGUAUUUGCUAGUCGGCCCUCUUCCAAAGUAUCCAAGCUUCUAUCCUACAACAACAUUGACAUAGCCUUCUCACCAUAUGGUGAUUGUUGGAGACAGCUGAGGAGAAUUAGCGUAAAUAAUCUCCUUGGCCAGAAAAUGGUGCAGUCCUUCAGCAUUGUUCGUAGUGAAGAGGUUGCUCAGUUGCUCGAAAGAAUUGCAGAUCAGGCUUCGAGUGAUAAUGGCGUUGUAUGCAUCACUGAGAUGUUGAAUUCACUAGUAAGCAACAUUCUCUGCAGAGUUGUUUUAGGAUCAUCGAUGAGCGAUGAGAGAACGAGCCUUGUUUGCGAACUGGUGAAGAGGAACUCAACUUUCUUUUCUGUUAUGUUCUUUGAGGACCUUUUCCCAAAGUUAAGGUGGUUGGAUGUGCUUUUAGGAUCUGAAGCCAAACUUAGAACUCACUUCAACACAUGGGAUUCUCUUUUGGAGGAGUUUAUAGAGAAUCAUCUAAAUAGGUGCAAGGAUGGGGGUGACAGCAAUGGCACGAAUACGGAUUUCAUUGAUAUUUUGCUUCAACUGCAGAGAGAUUCGAACACGGACUUUGUCCUCACAAGGAACCAUAUCAAGGCCAUACUAAUGGACAUGUUUGCUGCGGGAACAGACACAUCAUUCAUAACCCUUGAUUGGAGUAUGGCUGAACUUAUUCGAAAUCCAGAAGUGAUGAAGAAGGUACAAGAUGAAGUGAGAGAAAUAGCCAAUGGAGAUGAGAUGAUAACAGAGGAACGUUUGGGCCAACUAAAGUAUUUGAAUGCUGUCAUAAAAGAAGUUCUUCGUCUCCAUCCUCCUGUUCCCUUACUGCUUCCCCGAGUGUCAACCGAAGCUUGUCAAAUGCAAGGAUAUAACAUUCCGAAAGAAACAAGAGUCAUCAUCAAUGCAUGGGCUAUAGGAAGAGAUGGAGCUUAUUGGGAUUCUCCAGAUGAGUUCAAACCAGAAAGAUUUUUGGACAGUACUAUAGACUAUAGAGGUAAAGAUUUCCAUUUGAUACCAUUUGGUGCAGGUCGGAGAAUUUGCCCGGGGAUGCCAUUUGCAGUUGCAGUUGUUGAACUUACUCUGGCAAAUCUAUUGCUUCGCUUCAAUUGGACUCUUCCUAGUGGCAUUUCUAAAGAAGUCAUGAAAAUGGAAGAUAGUCCAGGAUUAGGUUCUUUAAGAAAACAGAAACUUGAAUUAGUGCCAACACUUGUCAAUAUCAAAUAAAUGUACGCCAUACCUCUAUAUGAGAUUUGCAAUGCAUGAAUUAUCAACUUGGCCAAAACGACAUAUUUUAUGUAAUAAAUAUUUUGAAGUAAGCUCCUAACUUACAAGUUAUUAAAAAA